AUGUUGGGGCGACUUCCCUCACUGAAGGCCCUCCGUGGCCUCGCCACGCGUGGCUUCGCGGCGGAGGCCAAGGCAGCUGCUGCCACCAGCGGCAAGGUCUCACAGGUCAUCGGCGCCGUGGUCGAUGUGCAGUUCGACACUGCCCUGCCACCCAUCCUGAACGCCCUCGAGGUCGAUGGUUUCGAGCAUCGCCUGGUGCUGGAGGUGGCGCAGCACUUGGGAGAGAACAUGGUUCGCACGAUUGCGAUGGAUGGAACAGAUGGGCUGACGCGCGGCCAGAAGGUCAUUGAUACUGGUGCACCCAUCACCGUGCCGGUGGGUGAGCAGACGCUUGGGCGCAUCAUCAACAUCAUCGGUGAGCCCAUCGAUGAGCUGGGCCCCAUUGACACCAAGAAGUUCUAUGCCAUCCAUCGCCCAACUCCCACGUUCACGGAGAUGAACACCUCGGCGCAGCAGCUGCUGACGGGCAUCAAGGUGGUGGACCUGCUGGCACCCUAUGCCAAGGGCGGCAAGAUCGGCCUCUUCGGCGGUGCAGGUGUCGGCAAGACGGUGGUGAUCAUGGAACUGAUCCACAACAUCGCUCUCAAGCACGGUGGUUACAGCGUCUUCGCGGGCGUAGGCGAGCGCACGCGCGAGGGCAACGACCUGUACCAUGAGAUGAUGGCCAGCGGAGUGAUCAAGAAGGACAAGGCCCCUGGAUCCAAGGCCGCGCUCGUGUACGGCCAGAUGAACGAGCCUCCUGGAGCGCGCGCCCGCGUCGCCCUGACCGGCCUGACCGUGGCGGAGUAUUUCCGAGAUGAGGAGGGACAGGACGUGCUGCUCUUCGUGGACAACAUCUUCCGCUUCACCCAAGCCGGAUCCGAGGUGUCGGCCCUCCUUGGACGUAUCCCUAGCGCGGUCGGCUACCAGCCGACUCUGGCAACGGACUUGGCCUCUCUGCAGGAGCGGAUUACCACCACGCGGAAGGGCUCCAUCACGUCUGUGCAGGCCGUGUACGUGCCAGCGGAUGACCUUACCGACCCAGCGCCGGCCACGACCUUCGCCCACUUGGAUGCCACGACGGUGUUGUCGCGGCAGAUUGCCGAGUUGGGCAUCUACCCCGCAGUGGAUCCUCUGGACUCAACCUCCCGUAUGUUGGACCCAUCCAUCGUGGGCCAGCGCCACUACGACAUCGCACGAAGCACGCAGAAGAUCCUCCAAGACUAUAAGUCCCUCCAGGACAUCAUUGCCAUCCUUGGUAUGGACGAGCUUAGCGAGGAAGACAAGCUCACGGUCGCGCGAGCCCGCAAGGUGCAGCGCUUCCUCUCGCAGCCCUUCUUUGUGGCCGAGAUCUUCACUGGCACUCCGGGGGCCUUCGUGGACUUGGAGACCACGAUCAACGACUUCGAAGAAGUUUUGUCCGGAAACUGCGACGACAUCCCCGAGGCGGCCUUCUACAUGAUCGGUGGAAUGUCCGAUGUCCGAGAGAAGGCGGCGAAGCUGGCUGCUGUGGCUGCUGGAAAGUGA
This is a messenger RNA of Symbiodinium natans, 1506 nucleotides long. The record is from the annotation of a GenBank genome assembly. NCBI's taxonomy places the organism in Eukaryota, Dinophyceae, Suessiales, Symbiodiniaceae.